UACGUGUUAACGCCACAUACUGUGUGUUAGAGGAGACAUGCUUUUAUUUUGAAAGCACAGCUAGGUGGCUAAUCAGCAGGUCCUUCGCGUCGACUCCUGUAGAGGUCAGCCGGUGGACCCGGCGGACUGAUGGCUGUCUAUGAUGCGGAGGAAUACUGACGUGUACAGCUCUGGCCCAGUGGCCGCCCACCAGGACAAGCAGUGUUAUGGAUAGAGCUCCGCAAUGACGCACAACAGCCUCGCUUAUUCCCAGCUGUCGGCCAAGGCCGCCGCCCUGCGGAUGAUUCACCUGCCGCUGUCCGUGUGCGGUUCUGUGGCACGACUGCAGGUGAGCCCGGGAACCAAGAAACUGGUUGCCGCCACCGUCUUCGGUGCCGUAUCACUGCUCUUUCUGGCCCGCCACUUCCAGAGGAGGCGGGGCCGAAAGAAGGCCGUGGCAUCGCCAUGGGAGCAAGCCGCCCUCCAGCUCUUCUCUUCGUCCGCCGCUGCCGCCAUGGAGGACGAUAACACCAGUCAGCAGAUCACGCAGUCCCUCAAGUCCAAGUCCGGCUUCUCUACUGGGGCCCACAGAGAAUGUUGUGGGUCUGUGCUGAGCCUGUCUUCGGUGCAAAGUGUGGACUCGUCCAGCAGUGACACCUGUGCUGUGGAACCCAGCUGCUGGGACCGACUGAGCGAUGCUGACCUCUGCAGCGUGGUCACCACACCCGAAAACCUGUACCUCAUGGGUAUGGACUUAUUCGAGGAGGCUUUGCGACGCUGGGAGGAGGCCUUGACGUUCCGUAGCAAGCAGGGCGAGGACGACCUGAGUUGUGUAUCCGUCAAGAUGGGCGCAGAGGAUGCCAUCGCCGAGCAGAACAUGGAUGACGUCAUCAGUGCAGAGUUCGUCCACAGGCUGAAGUCUCUGCUGCAGAGGGCUUACCUUCUCCAGGGGGAGUUUGAGGGCGUGUUGGGCAUGUCGGAGCCUUCAUCGAACACGGCCAGCCGGGACAUUUUGGCCCGGGACGAGCAGGAUGAUGUGUAUCUGAGGGACAGCAUCAGCAUUGCCUCCACAGACUCCUUUGUCUCCGCCACCGAGCUGUCGGAGCACAGAGAGCUACGUAGCAUCUACACACUGACUCAUCGCCCUUUCUACGAGGAGGCCUUACAGAUGGCAGAGGAGGGCAAGAUCUCCUGCAGGGUGCUGCGGACGGAGAUGCUGGAUUGCCUGGGAGACAUCGACUUCCUGGCCAAGCUGCACUGCGUGCGGCAGGCAUGUCAGCUCAUUCUGUGUGAAAGGACCACCAGGUUGUUCCUGGCCGACACCAGCAAGAAGAUUCUGUCCUCUAUCAUGGUCAAAGCACAAAAGAGCCCAAAGAGAUUUGAGGAAGUGUUUGAAGAGAUGAUGUUCUUCUUGGAGCAGACGGAGCACUGGAAGAACACAGAGGUGGAGCUCGCCACAAGUGGGGUGAAACACUUGAACUUCUAUGACAUUGUCCUGGACUUCAUCCUCAUGGAUUCCUUUGAAGACCUGGAGAACCCACCCAUCUGCAUCCAGAACGUUGUCAACAACCGCUGGCUCAACAGCUCCUUCAAGGAGACGGCCGUGGCGUCCAGCUGCUGGUCUGUGCUCAAGCACAAGAGGCAGCACAUGAAGGUUGCAGAUGGCUUCAUUGCCCGCUUCUACACGCUAUGCGAGCAGAUCAGUCCCGUCCUGGCGUGGGGCUUUCUGGGUCCAAAGAGCCCCCUGCAUGACUUCUGCUGCUUCUUCAAGGACCAGGUACUCCACUUCCUCAAGGAUAUAUUCGACCUGGACAAGGUGCGCUACUCGUCAGUGGACAGUCUGGCAGAGGAUAUGUUGCAUCUGCUACAUAGACGCUCUGAACUGAUGCUGGCCUACCUGGGUGCAGACUCCCUGCCACCCACCAGCAGUUGCAAUGCCACCCUGCAGCUGAUGCCCUGCCCCCUCAUGAAGGCUUGUGUUCAGUGAUGUAGUGCUGAAGGCUUGAAGAUGCAUGGUAUGUCUAUCAUGACAAUGAGGCUCUAUGUGCGAUCAUCUGUACAGCUUUCUUUGCAAAAUCUUGACUGCACAUUUGGUCUAAGAUAUCAAGAGCAAUAAUGUCACUUGUCCUGUAAGUGUUCAAAUGUUAAGUAUACCCUUGCUUGCAGCUAUUGACUAUAGAAGUCAUUUGUGUCCUUUUAAAAAGCUUUAGAUAGGAUUACAGAUUGAAGGAAAUCCAAGCCAUUAGAUCACAUUUAAUAUUUUACUAUACUUCAAACACAUAGGGUAUUUUUAGACAUUUGUGUAUUAUUGUGGGCAGAAUUUCACUGUAUAAAGAUGGAUGUGCUAUACAUCCCUACAACUAUUCCAAGUGCAUUUGUGUUGUACUACUGAUUUGCAAGUUGCUUCAAAGGAAUGCGUGUUCCCAGUGCAGGAGAACAUGACUGACGCUGAAGGAUCAUGCACAGGUGAAAACAUCUAAAUGCAUUGACUGUGCACUCACCUUCACUGUCAGCUUCGGUGUUUAAAUGUUUUUCAUGCACCUGUCUGUGCAUUCAUGUCCAUGUGAAAUAAAAGUUGGGACGAGUCUGUCGGGGGCACAUUUGUUACACCUUUAUUAAUUGAACAGAUUCAAACAGCACAUGAAUGGUCUUUACCUCAAAUGCAUGCUUCCUCCUGCUUAAUACCCCCCAAACAUCCCCCAUUUCCUCCCCAACACCAUCAUGAAAGUUGUAAAAACGCAGAGCCUGAGUGGGACAUUUGAAAUGACACAGCCUAAUAAAAGACAACAUGUUCAAAGUACA
Messenger RNA from Doryrhamphus excisus (bluestripe pipefish), 2781 nucleotides. It is a transcript of the gene miga1, whose product is annotated as mitoguardin 1. Gene Ontology annotation, biological process: mitochondrial fusion. NCBI's taxonomy places the organism in Eukaryota, Metazoa, Chordata, Actinopteri, Syngnathiformes, Syngnathidae. The record is from RefSeq and is a predicted model, not a curated record.